Molecule: messenger RNA, 3288 nt
Organism: Moesziomyces aphidis
Lineage: Eukaryota; Fungi; Basidiomycota; Ustilaginomycetes; Ustilaginales; Ustilaginaceae
Source: the annotation of a GenBank genome assembly
AUGCCUUCCAAGGUGGCUACGUCAAACGCUACGCCGGCCAAGGCCAAGGCAAGUGCCAAGCCGGCUGUUGCGACACCUUCGAAGCAUGCUGUCGACGCCGAGCCAAACUCGAAACGACGACGCCAGCGUGCCACCAGCGAUGCCGAUGUCGCCGCGCCCUCCUCCUCGUCUUCCGCACCUGCAGCUCCCCAAAAGAUUGUCUCUCGCAACCGCCUCUUUGCGCCCUUCCGUGCACUCGGUCUCAUCAGCAACGACGUCCCUUUCGCUCUUCAGACCAGGUUUGGAGGCAAAGACGCCACCACGCCCGACGUCAAUGUCAUCACCUGCCUGGGCGACAGCUGGGCCAUGUGGGACGCAGAGAGGAUGACGCUUCUCUUUGUCUCCACCUCGCUUCCCGCACCCAUCGCCUCGCUCGUCAUCUCGCUCAGCCCGGACGCCGUCCUCGCUGCGGCGGGCACCAAGGUCUACCGCUUUCGACGGGGCAAGGUCGAUGCCGUCUACGACACCGUCGAUCACAUCAUGGCCGCCUUCGACAAGCCCAACGGGCACAUGGACGAGGACGACGACGACAGCAGCAACUCCGAUUCCUCCUCCGAUGCGGACGCUACUGAACAACAGGGAACACAGCUCUCCUCGCUCCUCGUGUUCGGCGACACCAUCGUGGCUCUUUCCUCCGAUGGUCGUCACGUCUUUGUCUGGUCGGUCGGCACUGCCGAGCUCAUCAGGCGCAUCGACCUGCCCGACACCUUUGUCGCCAGCUCCAUCCUUCAUCCCGCCACAUACCUCAACAAGAUCCUCAUCGGCUCCGUCGACGGCCAGCUCGCACUCUGGAACAUCCGCACCGGCUCUCUCGUACACGCCUACGACACCGAGCAGCUCCGCCUCUCUGCUGCGGGUCCCAACCCUUCCGCGCCCUCGGCGGCCAUCGUCAACCUCACACAGUCUCCCGCCGUCGACGUCAUCGCCGUCGGCUUUGCGGACGGACACGUGCUUCUCCACGACAUCCGCCUCGAUGAGAGCCUCUUUGCUGUCCAUGUCGCUGGAGGUCUUUCGUCUGGCUCCGUCUCCUUCCGCUCCGAUGGCAAGCAGCACUCGGUCGCCAUCGCCACCAACACCGGCAACAUCAGCAUUUUCGACCUCGAGCCGUCCACCGCCUCCGGCCCCAGCUCGGCUCAGAAUGGCCCGCGCCUCAUCUACUCGAUCCAGGAAGCGCACGACGGCGCCGUUGGCAGCAUCGAGUUCGUGCCAGGUCAGCCGCUUCUCAUCUCGUCUGGCGGCGACAACAGCUGCAAGCAGUGGUUCUUCGAGUCGGCCUCGAUGCCUCCGCGUCUGCUCAAGGCUCGUUCGGGCCACCAUCAGCCACCUCAUCUCAUCCGCUACUACGGUGACGAGGGCAAGGAGAUCCUCUCGGCCGGUCGUGACCGCUCGAUCCGCAGCAUCUCGGUGGUGCGCGACUCGCGCUCGCACGAGCUCAGCCAGGGCGAGCUGCAGAAGAAGAGCAACCAGCUUUCGGUCUCGGUCUCGUCGCUAAAGCUUCCGGCUGCCAGCUCGCUCUCGUUCAGCUUGACGCGCAGUCGCGAUUGGGACGAUGUGCUCACCACGCACACGGGGCGCCAGUUUGCCAACACUUGGACUGUGCGCGACAAGCGCAUGGGGAAAAAGCCGCUGCCGGCGUCAGCGGACCGCAAGAUCAUCGCCGAGGCGAGGGCGAGCUGCGUGAGUGCGUGUGGCAACUUUGGCCUCGUGGGCAAUUCCGAGGGGCUGGUGGAGAUGUACAACAUGCAGUCGUAUGCGCAUCGCCGCACGUUUGACACGCGUCCCGUCGAUCCCCUGGGCGCUACCAAAGCCAAGGAGUUCCCUGCGGGCUCCAAGAAGGCGCAGGCUGCGCUCAAUACGCGCGUCAAGGGCUCGGCGGUGACGGGUGUGGUGACGGAUGCGCUCAACCGCGUGGCCGUGAUCAGCACCAUGGACGGCCAGCUGUCUUGGUUCGACUUUUCGUCGGCAUCGCUCUUGCAUCGCAUCCCCAUCUCGGCAUCGGGCAUCUCGUCGAUCCAGCUGCACCGCGACUCGAAUCUGCUGCUCGUCAUCUCGGACGACCUCGUGCUGCGACUGAUCGACAUCGAGACGCGCCGCGUGGUGCGAGAGUUUGUCGGAUUCCGCGGGCGCAUUCUAGAUGCGUGCUUCAGCAACGAUGCGCGCUGGGUGGUGGCGACCUCGAUGGAUGCUGUGAUCCGCACGUUUGACAUCCCCUCGUCGCGACUUGUGGAUGCCAUCAAGAUGGCGAGCAUCGCCACGUCGGUGGCCUUCAGUCCCACGGGCGACUUCCUCGCCACCGCGCACGUCGACAGCGUCGGCAUCUACCUGUGGGCCAACAAGACGCAGUUCUCCUCCGUGGCGCUGCAGGGUCUGGACGAGCUUGCCGAAGUGGUGGAUGAAGACGAGGCGGUGGUGGCGCUGCCGACGGUGCAGGGCGAUGUGGAGGAUGCGGCGCUGGCCGAGUAUUCCGAGGCCAUGAUGCAGGUGGGUGAGCCCGAGCUGCAGCGUGUCUACACGUCGCCAGUGCAGAUCGACGACGCCUCGAACGACGGGGGUUUGGUGACGCUUUCCACCAUGCCACGCGCGCGCUGGAUGACACUCAUCAACCUCGACACGAUUAAGCUGCGCAACAAGCCCAAGGCAGCGCCGCAGAAGCCCGAUGCGAAACGUGCGCCCUUCUUCCUCCCCCAAACCGUGUCGGGCGUCGAGUUCAAGUUCGACCCCACCGCUGCCGUUGCCGACGACGCCGAGGGCGAGACCAAGGCGGACAAGUCCAACAUCUUUUCGUCCGCGGGCAUCAGCUUCAAGACCGAGUUCCAGGAGCGGCUCGAGGCAGCUGCGGACAAGAACGACGUGGAAGGCUUCUUUGUCUACCUCGAGACGCUGUCCACCCCGCAGUUGGACGUGGAGAUCCGCUCGCUCACGGCUUCGGACGACUUGGUGGCAUUCCUCAACAUGAUGCUUGCGCGGCUCGAUCAGCACCGCGACUACGAAGCGGUGCAGGCGCUACUGGCAACGCUGCUCAGGGUGCACACCGACCUCAUCCUGCAGACGUUCAACCCCGAGAUCAGCGACGACGGUGAUGAGGACGACCAGAUGCAGCUGGGUGCGGACGAGGACGAGGCGGAGCGACUCAAAUCGGUGCUGCGCAAGCUCAUUCGUGCACAGGUGGCCGAAGGACGCAGACUCAACGGACUCCUCGACCAAUGCCUAGGCACCCUUGCCUUCCUGCGUGGCAUCCCCAUGACCUAA